Xyrauchen texanus (razorback sucker) is the source of this 3852-nucleotide messenger RNA. It is a transcript of the gene nrd1b, whose product is annotated as nardilysin b (N-arginine dibasic convertase). The transcript is spliced from 30 exons. Bases 77 to 3280 code for a protein of 1067 amino acids. Gene Ontology annotation, biological process: proteolysis. Gene Ontology annotation, molecular function: metal ion binding; metalloendopeptidase activity. NCBI's taxonomy places the organism in Eukaryota, Metazoa, Chordata, Actinopteri, Cypriniformes, Catostomidae. The record is from RefSeq and is a predicted model, not a curated record.
UGAAAGCGUCUGUGCUUGAUCUCUCUCGCUCUGUGUUACUUGCAUGCAUUGUUAAACAAAUUGUGUUGAAAUCAGAAUGCCACAGACGAAUAAGGCUCAAACUCUCAGUGCCGGUGAGGAGUACGGUCCAGAGAGCAGAGAGCCUCCGCCACCGCGAACCGAUCCGCAGGUCUUUGGGACUGAUCAAAAUGACCCGCAGAUAAUUCAAUCACCAAGUGACCCGAAAAAAUACAGGUACAUUGAGCUGAGUAAUGGACUCAAAGCACUGCUCAUAUCAGAGAGUAAUGGAGAGGUGGGUGAUGAAGAGGAGGAAGACUCCAGUGAUGAGGGUGAAGAUGAAAGUCAGCAUGAUGAAGACAGGAAGACCAUGAACAAAUCAUGUGAAGGGGAGAGGAAGAAAAGCUGUUCAGAAAAACAGUCUGCAGCUGCUCUGUGUAUCAGUGUAGGAAGCUUCAGUGAUCCUGAGGAUCUGCCUGGUCUCGCCCAUUUUCUUGAACACAUGGUCUUCAUGGGCAGUGAAAAGUACCCAGCUGAAAAUGGCUUUGAUGCAUUUCUGAAACAACAUGGAGGAAGUGACAAUGCGUCUACGGACUGCGAGCGGACCAUCUUCCAGUUUGUUGUUCAGAGAAAAUACUUCAGAGAAGCACUGGAUAUGUGGGCGCAGUUUUUCAUUGGCCCCCUAAUGAAUCCAGAUGCCGUUGAUAGGGAGGUGGAGGCCGUGGACAGCGAGUUCCAGCUAGCCAAGCCAUCAGACUAUCAUCGUAAAGAGAUGCUGUUUGGAAGUCUUGCUAAGACCAAUCAUCCGAUGAGCAAGUUCUCUUGUGGAAAUGCUCAAACACUGAAGUAUGAGCCCAAAGAAAAAAACAUUAACGCUUAUGAGCGUUUGAAAGAGUUCUGGAGGAGAUAUUACUCUGCUCAUUACAUGACCCUCACUGUGCAGUCCAAAGAGAAACUUGACACUCUGGAAGAAUGGGUGAGAGAGAUCUUCAUUAAGAUUCAAAACAAUGGCCAGCCACGUGUAGACUUUUCUGAUCUUAAGGAUCCUUUUGAUACGCCAGCUUUCAAUAAACUUUACAGAGUCGUUCCUGUGAAAAAGGUUCAUGCUCUGACCAUCAGCUGGGCUCUUCCACCUCAGGGCAAACAUUACAGAGUAAAGCCCCUGCACUACAUUUCCUGGCAGAUUGCUCAUGAAGGUGCUGGCAGUAUAUUGUCUUUACUCCGAAAGAAGUACUGGGCUCUGGCUUUGUAUGGAGGGAACAGUGAGACAGGCUUUGAUCAGAACUCCACCUACUCCAUCUUCAGUGUUUCUAUCAUAAUGACCGACAAGGGCUUCCAGAACUUCUUCCAGAUCGUUCAUAUAAUCUUCCAGUAUUUGAAGAUGCUUAAGUCUGUCGGUCCUCAGAAGAGAAUCUAUGAGGAAAUCCAGAAGAUUGAAACCAAUGAGUUUCAAUAUCAGGAACAGACAAGCCCAAUUGAGUUUGUGGAGAACAUCUGUGAGAACAUGCAGCUUUACCCCAAAGAAGACUUCCUAUGUGGAGACCAGCUUAUGUUUGAGUACAACCCAGAGGUCAUCAAAGCUGCUUUGAUGCACUUGACCCCAGAGACUGCCAAUGUGUUACUGCUGUCACCCAAACACGAGGGUCACUGUCCCUUAAAGGAGAAGUGGUUUGGAACACAAUAUAGUGUUGAAGAUAUUCCCCAAGAAUGGCGGGAUCUUUGGACUGGAGAUUUCCAGCUGAAUCCUGAUCUUCAUCUCCCAGCAGAGAACAAAUUUAUAGCCACUGAUUUCCCCCUUAAAAUAUCAGACUGCCCUGACAAGGAAUUCCCAGUAAAAAUAAUCGACAAUGAGAGAGGACGUCUGUGGUACAGAAAGGACAACAAGUUCAAAACACCCAAAGUUUACGCACACUUCCAGCUGCUCACUCCAAUCAUACAGGAAUCUCCUAAAAAUCUGGUCCUGUUUGAUCUCUUUGUGAACAUUCUGGCUCACAAUCUAGCAGAGCCGGCAUAUGAUGCAAAUGUGGCUCAGCUGGAGUAUACACUCAUUCCUGGAGACCACAGCCUGUUCAUUAGACUCAAAGGCUUCAACCAGAAACUGCCAUUGCUGUUAAACCUGAUUGUAGACUACCUGGCUGACUUUACCGUCACUCCAGAUGUGCUUAGCAUGUUCAUUGAGCAACUAAAGAAGACCUACUUCAACGUCCUCAUAAAACCUGAUCGACUUGGAAAAGAUGUUCGACUGCAGCUCCUUAAACCCCAUCGCUGGUCUGUGAUGCAAAAGUAUCAGGCCAUCAUGACGGACCUCAGUGUGGCUGAUCUCAUGGACUUUGUGGAUCACUUCAAGGCUGAGUUAUUUGUGGAAGGUCUCGUACAAGGGAACAUUACAAGUGCUGAAGCCAAGGAAUUUCUGCAAUAUUUUAUAGAGAAGCUGCAAUAUAAACCUCCUCCAGUUGAACCUCCUGUAAUGUUUCGAGUGGUGGAGUUACCACAGAAGCCCCACUUAUGUAAAGUCCAGUCCCUCAAUAAAGAGGACGCUAACUCAGAGGUCACAGUAUACUAUCAGACGGGGCUUAAGAACUUGCGAGAACACACACUUAUGGAGCUGCUUGUGAUGCACAUGGAAGAGCCCUGCUUUGAUUUCCUGAGAACAAAGGAAACUCUCGGGUAUCAGGUGUACCCUACCUGCCGAAACACCUCCGGUGUCCUUGGCUUCUCCGUUACUGUUGAGACUCAGGCAACCAGGUUCAGGUCUGACUUUGUAGAAGGUAAAAUCGAACAAUUUCUGGUCCACUUUGGGGAGAUGUUGACCAACCUAUCAGACAAGGCUUUUCAAACUCAAGUGACUGCUCUGAUCAAGCAAAAAGAAUGUGAGGACACUCAACUUGGGGAUGAAAUGGACAGGAACUGGACUGAAGUCGUCAUUCAGGAAUAUGUCUUUGAGAGACUCUAUAAAGAAAUUGAAGUACUGAAAACUUUCACCAAAGACGAACUGGUAACUUUUUUCAUGGAGCACAGAAAUGCAAGCAGUAGGAAACUAAGUAUACAUGUGGUCGGAUUUGGAGUGGAGGAGAAAGAAACUCAUGGAGAUGAUCAGACUUCGAAUUGCUCAUCAGCCGCAGAGACUCAGGAUGGAGGAAUGAAGAAUUCCUCAUAUGGGAACGUGUCCGAGGUGACCUUUCUCCCUGCAUCACCCAUCCUCUCCAGUGCCACCAUGAUAACAGACAUCCGGGCGUUCACGUCUUCCCUCACCCUACACCCCUACCACAAAAUCCUCCAAUAAGACUGAAGUGCACUCAGAGUGACCUACUCCCAAGAGCCCUGGCUACCUCAAUCCAACAAUAUUGGGAAAACCGUUUUGGGUCUUUAUUUGUCUCAGUCGCAAAUGUUAAUAAAAGACAAGUUGGUUUUACUUGUAAUCUAUGGACUCUGUCACUUGAGCAAUAUUGGACGAAUAUCUAUAUGUAUAUGUAUAUGAUGAUCAUCAGGGAUAAACGUGUAUAAAAUAAAAUGUAUAGACUGAAUGUUGUAGAUUUUAUUGAAGAUGUAGGGGAUUUGCAAUGGAAUUUCUUUCUUUCUUGGUAAAAGUGUUUUAUCUUUAACAAAUCUCUUCUCAAAUGGAAAUGUAUCCUCAAUCCUACUGAAGAAAUCCCAGCUGGUUUGAGCUGGUUGUUGGUAGAUCAGCUGGUCUUCAAACAAAACCCCUCUAAAAGGAGACAACUGACCAGCCUGGGAGACCAGCAAACCAUCUUAGGCUGGUUUUAGCGUUAUUUAUUUAAUUAUUUUCAACAAGGAAAGUCUUGCCUCAGCUUUUGUUGAUAUGGCAUCUAGUAGGCCUAUGUUUUAUUCAACAGU